This is a messenger RNA of Polyodon spathula (Mississippi paddlefish), 5607 nucleotides long. Its product is annotated as neurofascin-like. The transcript is spliced from 27 exons. Gene Ontology annotation, biological process: brain development; cell-cell adhesion. The record is from RefSeq and is a predicted model, not a curated record. Lineage: Eukaryota; Metazoa; Chordata; Actinopteri; Acipenseriformes; Polyodontidae. Gene Ontology annotation, molecular function: cell-cell adhesion mediator activity. The coding region runs from base 113 to 3772 and encodes 1219 amino acids.
CCGCGCUCGGCCGAAGCUUCCCUCUGCUCCACUGCGGAUUCAUAUAUAGAGCGAUGAGAGAGAGAGAGAGGGAGGGAGAGAGAAUUCAACAGCAUAGCAUAAACUGAGUCAUAUGUACAUGCACAAAAAUAGAAAGCACAUAGAGGAAACACAGACCACUCAAACGAAGAGGAGGUGGCGGAAAGACACAGCAGGUGACAUUAACGAAGGAAACUGUUCAAACCUUAUCAGGACUUUAUCUGCACAUCACCCUGAAUUUUUGAUCCGAGGGGAGUGGCCGGCAGCAGUCAAUCCAGCCAGUUGGCAACGAAGAGGGGUGUGCGUUGGUCCAAUCGUGGGGAAGAUGUUGGUUAGGGGACGGGAGCUCUCUCUGGGGGGUGUGGCUCUCCUGCUGUGGCUUUGCUGUGGGGUGGGCGGGAUUGAAGUACCGCUGGACCUUAAACAGCCUCCGACCAUCACGAAGCAGUCAGUGAAGCACUACAUCGUGGACCCCAGAGACAAUAUCAUUAUCGAGUGUGAAGCCAAGGGGAACCCCAUACCCAGUUUCUCGUGGACGCGGAAUGGGAAGGUCUUCAAUGUGGCGAAGGACCCGCGGGUCUCGAUGCGGCACCGCUCCGGCACGCUGGAGAUCGGCUUCCGCAGCGGGGGCCGGCCGGAGGAGUACGAGGGGGAGUACCAGUGCUUCGCCCGGAACGAGUACGGCACUGCGCUGUCCAGCAAGAUCCUGCUGCGGGUCUCCAAGUCUCCUCUGUGGCCCAAAGAGAAUCUGGAGCCUCGGGAAGUGACUGAGGGCUCUCCCAUCAUCCUGCCCUGCAACCCUCCCCCUGGACUGCCUCCCCCCCUCAUCUUCUGGAUGAACAGUGCUAUGAUGCCAAUCGUUCAGGACAAGCGUGUCUCCAUGGGGCUGAACGGGGAUCUCUACUUCUCCAACGUGGUGGCCAUGGACGCGAUGACAGACUACAGCUGCAACGCCCGCUUUCAAUUCACACACACGAUCCAGCAGAAGAACCCUUUCUCCCUCAAAGUGAUCACCACUCGCGGAGUUCCAGAGACCGCGCCUGCCUUUCUCUCUCCCACGGGAACAGCGAGCUCCAAGACGGUCCUGCGCGGAGAGGAUUUGCUUCUGGAGUGCAUCGCCUCGGGAGUGCCCACCCCCGACAUCAAGUGGUUUAAGAGGGGGGGGGAACUCCCCGCCCUGAAGACGAAGCUCGAGAACUUCAACAAGACGCUACGCAUCAGCGGGGUAUCGGAGGAGGACUCGGGGGAGUACUUCUGUCUCGCCAACAACAAGAUGGGGGGGACCCGCCACAUAGUGUCUGUGACAGUGCAAGCUGCCCCCUACUGGCUGAAUAAGCCCACUAACCUGGUUCUGGCCCCUGAAGAAGAUGGGAGGCUGGUGUGUCGAGCCAAUGGGAACCCCAAACCCACCAUCCAGUGGCUGGUCAACGGAGAGGCCAUAGAGAAUGCCUCCCCAAACCCGAGCCGCAAGGUUUCCGGUGAUACCAUCGUCUUCCGUUCGGUGCAGAUAGGCGGCAGCGCUGUGUACCAGUGCAUCGCCUCCAACAAGCACGGCUACUUGCUGGCUAACGCCUUUGUUAAUGUACUGGACAUGCCACCACGUAUGCUGGCCCCGUGGAACCAGCUUAUCAAGGUGAUCGAGAACAACCGUACCCUCCUCGACUGCCCCUACUUUGGCUCUCCACUGCCCACGCUGCGCUGGUUUAAGAACGGACAGGGCAGUAACCUGGACGGGGGGCAGUACCGCGUCUACGACAACGGGACUCUGGAGAUCAAGCGUGCUCGCAAGGAGGACCAGGGCACCUACACCUGCGUGGCGACAAACAUCCUGGGCAAGGCCGAGAACCAGGUCCGCCUCGAGGUCAAAGAGCCCACUCGGAUCAUCCGAGGCCCGGAGGACCUGAUGGCGAAGCAGGGCACGCCGGCCCGGUUCGACUGCCGCAUCAAGCACGACCCAACCAUGCGCCCCACCGUCAUCUGGCUCAAAGACGACAAAGCGCUGACCUUGGGCUGGAGGGUGAAGAAAGACGAGGAAUCGAUGACCAUCAGAAAUGUGAAUGAGAACGACGAGGGGCUUUACACUUGUGUGGUGAGCACUGAGCUGGAUGAAGACUCUGCCACAGCGCGCCUCACUGUCUUGGAGUUCCUCGUUCAGUAUGAAGAGGACCGAUGGGAGAGAGGGAAGUGGCACAAUCUAUCCAGUUACCCCGGCAACCUCAACUCCGUCAUCCUGCAGCUGUCUCCCUACGUCAACUACCAGUUCCGCGUCCUGGCUAUCAAUGAGAUCGGAGCCAGCAACCCCAGCCAGCCGUCCGAGCGCUACCAGACCAGCGGGGCCCCUCCAGAGUUAAUUCCCCAGGGCAUUCGCGGUAAGGGUUCGAGGAAGACGAACAUGGAGAUCACCUGGGAGAUGAUUCCGGGGAUGGAUCAAAACGGACCUAACUUUCGCUACGUGGUGUGGUGGCGGCGGAGGGACUCCCGUGAGGAGUGGAAGAACAUCACGACCACGUACCUGAAGUACGUCGUGACCGACACCGACACCUACAUCCCCUAUGAGAUCAGAGUGCAGGCUCAGAACGACUUCGGGCUGGGCCCUGAGGGCCCCGUAGUGAUCGGCUACUCGGGGGAGGACUACCCCAGAUCAGCCCCCAGCAACUUACGGGUCAGGCCAUCCGCCACCAAAGCCGUGGUGUACUGGACCCAUGUCUCAGCAGAGAGCGUGCAAGGGGAGCUGAAGGAAUACAAGUCCAGCAUAUGGGUUGAUUUCGAAAUGAAGACCUGUACUCGGGUCGAGUGGGGUCUCAGUGUGUCUCGGGUGAAGAAAUGGACCAGCUUUACUUCGUGGACGUCCAGGCCCUCAGGUGUGGUGUCCGGUCUCUUCCCCUACAGCAACUACAAGCUGUAUAUGGUGGCUGUAAACGGCAGGGGGGAGGGGCCUCCCUCCGUCACAGUGGACUUCCAGACCCCCGAGGGAGUGCCUGCUGUCCCAAAAUACUUACGAAUUCAGCAGAGGAACGUGGACGCCAUAUACCUGGACUGGGACCACCCAGUGGAGCCUAACGGCAUCAUCACAGGAUACCUCCUCAAGUACCAGACUGUGAAUGGGUCUCGGACUGGCAAGAUGAUAACAGAGAACCUCUCUGCCAACACCACCAGUUACACGCUGCGACGAAGUGACCGCUACACGCGAUACAAGUUUUAUCUGAGCGCCCGGACGCAAGUGGGUUCAGGAGAGGUGUACAUCGAGGAGUCUCCCGACUUCGCCAACGAAGCGUACACCAAGGACCACGUGGACAUCGCCACCCAGGGCUGGUUCAUCGGGCUGAUGUGCGCCAUCGCUCUGCUGGUGCUGAUCCUCCUCAUCGUCUGCUUCAUAAAGAGGAGCCGCGGAGGCAAGUAUCCAGUGCGGGACAAAAAGGACCUUCCUUUAGAUCCCAUGGAGCAUAAGGACCAGGAUGGGUCUUUCGAUUACCGGUCUCUUGAAAGGUUAAACCGUGUUACCACACUUCCGUAUAUUAAACGCGAUGAGGAUAACAAGCCCCUGCAGGGCAGCCAGACCUCUCUGGAAGGGACUAUCAAACAGCAGGAGAGUGAUGACAGCCUGGUGGACUACGGAGAAGGGGGGGAUGGCCAGUUCAAUGAGGACGGCUCCUUCAUCGGCCAGUACACCGUCAAGAAGGACAAGGAGGAAACUGAGGGCAACGAGAGCUCCGAGGCCACGUCUCCUGUCAAUGCCAUCUACUCGCUGGCGUAACCCUGCCAUGGGGGGUGGGGGAGGGGGGAGAGUGCUGCUGACUGACACAAAGACACCAAGAACCAAGAACACCACGCAGGCAUACACCACUGUUCGAAGAAUAGGAGCAGGUCAGGAAACUGCACCCAGUGUUCACCAUCUUGGAUCCAGCCGGUCUACAGUUACAGCAGGAAAGAUCCAAGUUGGAGCCACAGUGGGACCAGUUUCCUAACCCUACUACUCUAAACCUUAGUACAGGCAGAAGUGGGAGAGUGCAAAGGAAGUCCAAGUAGGUCAGCGAUGAGAGUGAGAGGAGACAUGGUGAUAGGGUUCUUCAGAAAGAGAAUCCUGCUCCAGGUCUUUGUCCCAAUCAGGCCUGUACAUACAUAUAUAAGCUUAUUGACGUGCCAUUUCCAUUGCACAGCUGCACCCGUCAGAUACAAGAGCAGUUCUGAUGAUUUUAUCAUAUUGAUAUCAAUAGUGCGUAAAUUUUUGUCUUGUUGUCUGGUGUGUAUAAAGUGAUUAAUGCAAAGUUAUCUGACCUUCUAUUUAUGUGGCUCUGCCUGCUGUAUAAUGUAGUAUACUACAGGUGGGAUCUGCGCAGUUAAAAGAUUUCAGAGUCAUGUGACUUUCUGUAAUGGGAAAAUCAAAGACAAGGCACCGGAAACUAUAGCCAGCUAGAAAAACAUCCCACAGAAUGAUAAACGUAAAAAAAAAAAUGAUGGGAGGGAAAAAAGCAAUUUACUUUGCAAAGUAGACUUGUUAUAGAACAUGUAGCCUUUAUUGUGCAAUGGAAAACCAGUUCAAAAACAGCAUGGAGGACCCAGCUGGAAGGAAAACCCGAACUAGAAUACCCCUGGUUGGGUGGUAUUUUUGCAAUGACUGGAGAGCAGAAGCUUGGUGUUCUCUCAAAGAGAAGGCUGCCCACAUGGUCAGUUUUAAAAUCCUGCUCCUUUGUUUCAUUUCUGAUUAUUUUUAUUGUAUCCAGAGCAACCCCACCCCUGCUCCAGCUCACCCAUCCCUGCUCCAGCGACUCCCUGCAUCAAAAACCAAUGGGGCGACACGGAUCGGCCUCACUGGAGCAAGAAGCAGUGGCUCACCCACCACUGACUGAACCGAGGGGGAAGAUGUGACAGACCCACUUCCUCUCCUCUCCCCACCACCAUCACCCUGUGUAUCUUACUCCCAGAGAAAUAGCAAAGAAUACCACAGUAAACGCUCGAAACACACACUAAAACUGCCAAACGAAAAUGCCUGUGACGUGUCAAGAGAAAAAAACUCUUUAAACGAUGAGAGACCAAAAAAAAGGGAAAGGAUUUAAAGCAGAGGUCAUCAGGAGAGAGCCGCAAAGACAGCGAGGCAGAAGUCGACACAGCCAGCCCCUAGCCAUCUCUUUUAACAGCUGAUGCAGUCAACCAAGCAGCUUGGAUAUUGACAUCAACCCUGGUUCCCAACGGGACCCAGUCUUUCUUUUUGCCUUUUUCUUUCUGCUAAGACCGAAACCCCUUUGACCUCUGUGUCCCCCUGCACGUUCACUGGACCCUGUAAAAUGAAUAAUCUCCUGUUGUCAUUAUUCUGUAAAAAAUGGUACACCGCUUGAUCUAGUAAUUUAUAUGCAGCCUUGGCAAACCUUUGUUUGAGUGGCCCUGGACUGCUGUGCUUGUGGGUGUGCGUGUGUGCAUGUGCGUGCGUGUGCGUGUGCGUGUGCGUGUGCGUGUGCGUGUGCGUGUGCAUGGCAGAAGGUGUUUUAAGGUUUAAGUGGCGAGGGGUUUAUUUAUGUUGGCCGUUAAUGAAACCCAGAACAUAAAAUGAAGAUCCAAGGAGCAUGAUAUUUCAACUCACGUCUCGGAUAAAAG